Molecule: messenger RNA, 1794 nt
Organism: Phaethon lepturus (White-tailed tropicbird)
Lineage: Eukaryota; Metazoa; Chordata; Aves; Phaethontiformes; Phaethontidae
Gene: PLPPR4
Product: lipid phosphate phosphatase-related protein type 4
Exons: 4
Biological process (GO): phospholipid dephosphorylation; axonogenesis; signal transduction
Molecular function (GO): phosphatidate phosphatase activity
Source: RefSeq, a predicted model, not a curated record
CUCUGUUGCUUUCUUUCCUAGGUGUUCAUGUGUUUGGUCUUUGUUCUACUGCUCUUGUUACUGAUAUUAUACAGCUAUCAACAGGAUAUCAGGCACCAUAUUUCCUGACUGUUUGCAAGCCUAACUAUACAUCCUUAAAUGUAUCCUGCUCAGAGAAUUCGUAUGUUGUGGAAGAUAUUUGCUCAGGAACUGAUCUCAACGUUAUCAAUGCUGGAAGAAAGUCAUUCCCUUCUCAACAUGCCACCUUGGCAGCGUUUGCAGCAGUGUACAUUUCGAUGUACUUCAAUUCUACGUUAACAGACUCCUCAAAACUUCUGAAACCACUCUUGGUCUUUGCUUUUAUCAUCUGUGGAAUUAUAUGUGGUCUGACUCGUAUCACCCAAUAUAAGAGUCAUCCAGUUGAUGUUUACUGUGGCUUUCUCAUAGGAGGAGGAAUUGCUCUCUAUUUGGGCCUGUAUGCUGUGGGGAACUUCUUGCCAAGUGACGAGAACGUGUUUCACCCAAAUUUUCACAGAGAACCUCUAAGGUCUUUGACAGACCUCAGUCAAGAUGCCAACAGAAUCCUGCCAGGUAAAAAUGGUAGCAGCAGUGAUGGCAUUGUCUCUCAUCGUACAGAAAGUAUCCUGAAUAGAAACCACAGAGAUUCAGGGUCUCUGACCAAUCUCAAGAGAGCAAAUGCUGAUGUAGAAAUAAUAACACCACGAAGCCCAAUGGGAAAAGAAAAUAUGGUUACUUUCAGCAACACUUUGCCAAGAGUCAACACACCAUCCUUGGAAGAUCCAGCAAGACGAAAUGCAACAAUACACGCAUCAAUGGAUUCUGCCCGUUCCAAACAGCUGCUUUCCCAGUGGAAGAACAAGAAUGAAAGUCGAAAGUUGUCACUGCAAGUCAUAGAGACUGAAUCUGGCCAGUCACCGCCAAGGGCUAUUGAAAUGAGGUCGAGCUCAGAACCCUCCAGAGUGGGUGUAAAUGGUGAUCAUCAUGGCCCAGCUAGCCAAUACCUGAAAAUUCAACCUGGCAGUGUACCAGGUUGUAACAACUCAGGUCUUUCUGGCGGGCCAAGGGUCUCUAUUCAGUCACGUCCUGGCUCCUCUCAGCUAGUGCACAUUCCUGAAGAGACUCAAGAGAACGUGAACACAUCACCUAAAAGUAGUUCAGCUAGAGCUAAAUGGCUGAAAGCUGCUGAGAAGAGUGUUGCAUGUAGAAGCAAUAGCCAGCCAAGAAUCAUGCAAGUAAUAGCCAUGUCUAAGCAGCAAGGAGUGCUUCAGGGCAGUCCAAAGAGUUCAGAGGGAAGCACAGUAACCUGUACAGGAGCCAUCAGAUAUAAAACCUUGACAGACCAUGAGCCAAGUACAAUUGUCAGAGUUGAGGCCCAUCCAGAAAAUAACAGACCUGUAAUUCAGAUGCCAUCAGAAGGUGAAGGAAGUGGGUCAUGGAAAUGGAAAGGUCCUGAAAAAGUCACCCUUCGUCAGACAUAUGAGCUAAAUGAUCUUAACAGAGACUCUGAGAGCUGUGACUCCUUAAAAGACAGUUUUGGGUCAGGUGACAGGAAAAGGAGUAACAUAGAUAACAGUGAGCAUCACCAUCAUGGAAUCACUACAAUAAGAGUCACCCCGGUCGAGGGAAGUGAGAUUGGCUCAGAGACUCUGUCCAUUUCUUCUAGCCGGGACUCAACACUUCGAAGAAAAGGCAACAUCAUUUUAAUCCCUGAGAGAGGGAGCAGUCCAGAGAACACCAGAAACAUCUUCUAUAAAGGCACAUCCCCCACACGAGCAUACAAGGAAUGAGAGGAGA